Molecule: messenger RNA, 1934 nt
Organism: Chara braunii
Lineage: Eukaryota; Viridiplantae; Streptophyta; Charophyceae; Charales; Characeae
Source: the annotation of a GenBank genome assembly
ACGUUUUCUCGCCUUUCAGCAACACUACCGUUAACAGUGGUGCAGUUGACUUCGAAGAUUGGAGUCGGAGCUUUGCUACAUUUGAACGGACGACGUCAGACGUGACUGACGUACCUAGGUCAUUCCGAUGGCCGGGCAUGGUGAUAAUCGAGACUACGGGAGUGGCAGCCGCAACCCAGGCGGAGGCGGGAGAGACUACGACGGUUAUCGAGAAUAUGAGGUGGGCACCGUGGUUAUGACAGGGACAGGGGAGAUGGCAGCGAUAGGGGUCAAGGCGGUGACCGAAGGUUCGGCGGGAUUGGAUCGGACGAGACGGAUCUUGCCGAUUGAUCCGUUGGAAUCCAAGGUUUCCGAGAUUGGCAAGAGUGUGACCGCGGUAUGCCAAUAUGUGGAAGUGGAGCAACAAAAGAAGGCAUCUAAGGAGCGCCGUAAGGCUGAGCGCAAGGAAUCUGAGGAGCGAGCAGCAGCCGAAAGAGCAGAAGCAGAGUUGAUCAAGAAGAAGAAGGAGGACAAGGCACGCAAAGAAGUGGAGAGGAAGGAAGAAAUUCACAAGAGUCUGGAUAUAAAGAUGGCGGUUCGUGUGGGUGAGCUACGUGAGAACGUACGGGAGGAUAUACGCUCGGAAAUCCGUGAGGCUAUUGGUGAACUAUGUCGCGUAGUGUCACACGGCAAGGAGAAGGUGGUGGAAGUGGUGAAGUCGGGCGCAGAGAGUAGUGCGAGUAGCAGCGAAACAGAUGAGCUGAGCAUGCACACACGGAACCUUUGCAUCACGGAGAAGAGAAAGAGAGGCCCGGAGACGGCGGUCGAGGGGAGCCCCCCGAUGGAGCUGCCACCGAAGCGCACCCCCAAACGGACGCCAAGGCAAUCGAGAUUUGACGGUCUGGUGUUUACUCCUCUGGAUCGUAACCCAGGGGAGACUGUCGUUAUGUGCCCCAAGAUCAAUUAUGAGGCCAUGAUGGACAUGUUCAUUAGAAGCACGGGGUAUACGAUCAUUACCUCGGAUGAGAAGGUUGUGCUUCUCGAGAUCAAGGAGGAUAUGAAAGCUGCAGGUCUGCAGCAGUUUGUCCGUUGGGAUAACAAGGGGACCCUCGAUUCAGCAUAUGUAAUUCCUAAACAUAAAGAUCUGACGAGGUACCGUCCCAUCUGGCCGACUUAUAAUGAACCUAUGGUUCGCACUAGUCGGGUAGUUGCGAGGGGUCUGAAUUUUCUGCUAUCUAAACUGCCAACUAAUGAUCAUUUUAAUCUUCCUGCAGUCUCGCAGCUGACGGCCAAACUGAAUCGUGUGAAUACUAAGAUCCGACGACUGGGUAGCUUGACUAACUUGACGGCACAGACCUUUGAUAUUAAGGACAUGUUUAGUCGUCUGCCUCAUGUUGAUAUCAUGAAGGCAGUACGAUGGUUGUUGAAUUUCCACUCAGAGAAGGGGCAUACAUUCAUGAGAGUGAAUACGAGAGGAAGAGGGGCUUCCUUUGGGCUAACUACCAGAGCUGAUCACUGGAGGAAGGUCGAGUUCGUUGACUUAUGUAAAUUUGUGGAGAUUGCCCUACAGCACACUUACACCCACGCUACGACCGUUCUGCUUAGGCAGGACGUGGGGAUCCCGAUGGGAAAGAGCACUAGCCCCCCUCUGGCGUGCAUUUUAUGUGCAUAUGCAAAAGUGACCUUUUUGAGGAGUCUCGGACGCUAUGCACAUAAUGUGUUUGGUAUUCGACUGAUGGAUGACGUUUUGCUUGUUGUUGCUUCCCUCUCUGGUGUCAAUGACAUCAUUGAAGUCAAUUCCUCCGGUGCUACUGUUGCCAACAUGGUUAUUGGCAGCUUCUCCCCUACACGCUUAGCUAUGUCAGCACCUCGCUCGCCUCCCUCAUCAAGGAGCGUAUAGCAGUCGUUGAGCAGAUCAUCCACCUGGCGCCAGUCAAUCAACGCGUCCAGCUCUG